ACAUUUUAUCGCAUCCCCUUCUCAAACGGAUAGGACGAACGAAGAAGAAGAAGAAAGCGUUAGGGUCACUUCGUAACUGCAGUUGCAGAGCGUGAACAAUGGCGACCAUUUCUGCUCUCCAGAGCUCCUUUACUUCUCUUUCAAUAUCCUCCGACUCCUCCUUCCUCGGCCAGCGUCUCCAUUCCCCGAUUUCCCUCUCCGCCGCGUCUCCGGUCAAGCUCUUUGAGAAGAACCCAUGUCUUAUUGUCUUUGCAAAGCUUAAGCGUUGGGAAAGGAAGAAAUGCAAACCAAACAGUCUUCCCAUUCUUCACAAGAUGCAUGUCAAGUUUGGAGAUACUGUCAAAGUUAUCUCUGGACGAGACAAGGGUAAGAUCGGAGAAGUCACUAAGAUCUUCACUCACAACAGCACCAUUGUCAUCAAAGAUGUCAACCUCAAGACCAAACACAUGAAGAGCCGUGAAGAGGGUGAGCCUGGCCAAAUUGUCAAGAUUGAAGCACCUAUCCACAGCUCAAAUGUGAUGCUUUAUUCGAAAGAAAAGGAGGUGGUGAGCAGGGUGGGUCACAAGGUUCUUGAAGAUGGACAGAAGGUUAGGUAUCUUAUCAAAACUGGGGAACUUAUCGACACUGUUGAGAAGUGGAAGCAACUUAAGGAGGCAAAGGAUAAAGAAAAUACUCAAGUUGCAGUUGCCUCCGCUUCUUAACAUCUCCACUUUUGAUAUAUUUGUCUGAUGAGUGUAUUAAGUUGCUUUCUUAAGUAAAGUUUAGAAUCGUCCUUAAACUUGUGCUUUAUUCUAAAGAUUACAUUUUCUAAAACUAUUUGCAUGUUCAAAGCUAUGGAAUAUGUUUAUAUCAACC
Eruca vesicaria subsp. sativa (arugula) is the source of this 855-nucleotide messenger RNA. NCBI's taxonomy places the organism in Eukaryota, Viridiplantae, Streptophyta, Magnoliopsida, Brassicales, Brassicaceae. The record is from the annotation of a GenBank genome assembly.